Dicrocoelium dendriticum is the source of this 4788-nucleotide messenger RNA. Lineage: Eukaryota; Metazoa; Platyhelminthes; Trematoda; Plagiorchiida; Dicrocoeliidae. The record is from the annotation of a GenBank genome assembly.
GAACUGUAUCAGGGUGUUUUCAUCCCAACGCGGCCUGUUCUGUGUUUCGCCAAUAUACUACUCGUCCAGUGGUUUGUCUUUUGAAUCGCGUGGCACAAUCUAGGAAGCCGCUAAGUCGAGCCCUGAAGACACAACAGAUUUCUGGCGACGGAGGUGUUGAACAAUGGCCAUUUCUUUUGAGCAGAUGCAGCAGCUCCUCCAUCAACAGCAGGUGCAGUUCGAGAGAUCCCAGAAACAGCUGUUCGACUUAUUCGCACAGAAAUUGAACAUUAAACCAGAAUCCCAAGAUGCUGGCGCACGGAUCUCAGUAGACGCAGUUACAGCAUCCAUUACGGAGUUCAUUUUUGAUGAAUCAAACGGAGUAACUUUUGAAUCCUGGUUUAAGAAAUAUGAAGAUAUUUUCCGCAUUGAAUUGGAGGCACAAGAUGAUGCAUGGAAAGUUCGGUUGUUGUUGCGCAAACUCGGUGCAGUCGAACAUGAACGGUACACGAAUUUUGUGCUGCCAAAGAACCCCAGAGACUUUCGCUUCGACGAGACGGUGACAAUACUGAAGACUAUUUUCGGUGAGCAAGCAUCCUUGUUCAGUAUUCGUUAUCAUUGUUUUAAGUUGGUCAAAAGUGAUAUUCAUGACUAUAUAACACAUGCUGCAGUUGUGAAUAGAGAAUGUGAACGUUUCAAACUGGGUAUGAUGACACCUGAUCAGUUCAAAAGCCUCAUAUUUGUUUGUAGUCUUCAGUCUCACGCCGAUGCUGACGUACGCACACGUAUCCUGCAUAAGUUAGAACAGGAACCUCAUAUGACAUUACAGGACAUUGCUGCUGAGUGCCAGAGACUGAUUAAUCUAAAGCACGAUACCAAAAUGAUUGAAAAUGCUCAUUCUAGGAAUGAACCGCAAAUUUAUCACACAGCUGUUCGCGGUAAAAAUGUGAGCCAUAGAGUCCCCAACCAGAAACCCCCAACUUCCUGUUGGAACUGUGGUGGAUGGCAUUUCGUACGUUUCUGUUCCUAUAGGAAACAUCUCUGUCAGAAGUGCAAACGCCUUGGUCAUAAAGAAUCACAUUGUCACACCACCUACAAUUCCAGGACUGUGUCUGGCCCUAAAUUGCACACGAACUCUAAAUCCAAAAAGACCUUUAACGGUGCAAAGACAAAAGUAGUUCUCGCGACCUGUCGCACAGAAUUUGCCGGCAAGCGAAAGUACCUCACCGUUGAAAUUAAUAAUGUUCCCAUAUCGUUGCAACUAGAUACGGCAUCGGACAUUACCAUAAUUUCUCGAUCAUCAUGGAUGAGACUCGGUAGACCACCACUCAGGCACACAAAUUUGACCGCCCAAAAUGCAUCCGGUGAACCACUGAGGUUAGAUGGUGAGUUUACAUGUGAAGUUAAGUUUAAGGAUCUGAAGCUCUGUGGAACCAUCUACCUAAUUUCUUCUGUUGACAUUAAUCUUCUUGGGAUUGAUUGGAUCGAAAGAUUGAAUUUGCUUAGUGUGCCAUUGAAUCAUGUGUGUUCCGAAACGAACGUCAUGGUGCAUCAUACAACCGUGCCACCUCAUCCACGUCAAACUAUUGCCGAACAGCUUCAGGUAAAAUAUGCUUGCGUUUUUCAACCUGAACUUGGACAUUGCAACAAGAUGCAGGCAAAACUUACUUUACUACCUGAUGUUACCCCCGUGUUUCGACCCAGGCGUCCGGUCCCAUAUGCAUCUCAAGUACUUGUUGAGCAUGAGCUUGAUCGAUUGCAGCAAAUUGGUGUGAUCGAGCCCAUUAAUUUCUCACCGUGGGCUGCUCCUAUCGUCGUAAUUAAGAAGCCGAACGGUUCUAUUCGCCUCUGUGCAGAUUUUUCAACUGGUUUAAAUGAUGCACUACAACCACAUCAGUACCCACUCCCACUUCCUGACGAUCUAUUCGCGAAGCUGAAUGGUGGUAAAUAUUUUGCUACUUUGGAUCUGGCUGAUGCUUAUUUACAGUUAGAAGUUGAACCUGAAAGUCGAAAGCUUCUCACGAUCAACACUCAUCGUGGUCUGUACCAAUACAAUCGUCUGCCGUUUGGCGUUAAAACCGCUCCAGCAAUUUUUCAGCAAGUUAUGGAUGCCAUGUUGACUGGAAUAACUGGAGCUGCAGCCUAUCUGGAUGAUAUCAUCAUUAUGGGCACCACACAGGAGGAACUAUUCCAACGACUGGAUGAUGUGAUGAUGCGAAUUAAAGAUUAUGGAUUCCGUUUACGUGCAGAGAAAUGCAAAUUCUUUUUGAGGUCUGUUAAGUUCCUGGGAUUCGUGAUCAGUGAACGCGGACGACAUCCCGACCCCGAGAACAUUGAGCUGAUAGACAGAUUGCCCACACCAACGGAUGUCACAACUCUGAGAUCGUUCCUCGGAAUGGUGAGUCACUAUGGCCAAUUUUUGCCAGCGAUGCAUCGCUUACGUCAACCUUUGAAUCAUUUGCUGACGAAAGAUGUCGAAUGGAAAUGGUCCAGGCAGUGUCAACAGGCAUUCGAAAAAUUGAAAUCGCUACUAAAAUCAGAUCUGUUGCUCACCCAUUACAAUCCUAAUCUGGAGAUCAUCCUAACAACAGACGCUUCUAGCUAUGGAAUCGGUGCAGUCAUUUCACACCGCUUUCCAGAUGGUUCAGAAAAGGCUGUUGCGCAUGCGGCACGAGCCCUGACGCCCUCUGAGAAGAACUACAGCCAAAUUGAGAAGGAAGCCCUCGCUAUUGUUUUCGCUGUUCAGAAAUUUCACAAAAUGAUUUACGGACGGCGUUUCACACUAGUGACCGAUCACAAACCGCUACUCGCCAUUUUUGGAUCCAAAAAGGGUAUUCCGGCAUAUACAGCCAGUCGUCUUCAAAGGUGGGCCACUUUGCUCUUGGGAUACGAAUUCAACAUGAGGUACUCGUCAACUGACUCCAUUGGGCAAGCGGACGCUCUGUCCAGAUUAAUCGAUACUAGUCGACGUGAGCCGGAGGAUGCCGUCAUUGCUUCAAUCACAACCGACACGGAUAUCAGCCACAUGAUACAGGAUGCCGUGAGUACUUUACCACUAACUGCAAGAAUGGUUCAGGCAGCCACAAGUCGGGACACAUUGCUACAGAAAGUCUUGACUUAUACAAGACAAGGUUGGCCAAAGCAGUGCCCUGACAAAUCGCUUGCACAGUUUUUCACACGACGUGAUGCUCUGUCUGAAGUCGAUGCCUGUCUCUUUUUCGCAGAUCGCCUUGUCAUUCCCGAAGUACUCAGGCAACGAGUUCUGAGGCAAUUGCAUAAAGGUCACCCAGGAAUCGCCCGAAUGAAAGCACUCGCGCGCAGUUACGUGUUUUGGCCCUCAAUGGAUAGCCAAAUAGAAGACAUUGGACGAUCCUGUUCUAAAUGCUGCAGUGUUUCCAAGUUACCAGUGCGCACAACAUUACAAUCUUGGCCGCGUCCCGAAUCACCCUGGUCGCGAAUACAUGUGGACUUUGUGGGACCAGUUGAGGGAACUUUCUUUCUCGUCAUUGUCGAUGCAUACAGUAAGUGGCCUGAAGUUACUGUGAUGCGAAAUACGUCCUCAAACAGCACAAUUCUUGCACUGAAGCGUCUUUUCAGUCAGUAUGGGCUGCCACAAACGAUCGUAUCAGACAAUGGAUCACAGUUCACUUCUUAUCAAUUCGCUGAUUUUUGUGCACAAAAUGGAAUACAGCAUAUGAGGACUGCACCGUAUCAUCCCCAAUCCAAUGGCCAAGCAGAAAGGUAUGUUGAUACCCUGAAACGUGCUUUGUUAAAAUCGAAGGGGGAGGGGACCCUGGAUGAAAGGCUGGAAAAUUUUCUGCUAAAUUAUCGGGUUACUCCGAAUCCCAAUGCACCAGAUGGAAAGUCACCCGCUGAAGCACUCAUGGGUCGAAGACUGAGAACCACACUAGAUUUGAUGACUCCAAAACGCCCACCGAUACAUCAUACGAAUUCACUAAUGGAAACUCACUACAACAAGCGACAUGGAGCACGGCACAGAAACUUUAGAAUUGGUGACGCAGUGUUUGCUGCCUUUCAUCAAGGGCGUCAAAUCAGUUGGAUACCAGGUCAAGUAGUAGGACGACGCGGAAAAGUAAUGUACGAUGUUCGUGUUGGCAGACAGCUGUGGGUUCGCCAUGCGAACCAACUACGACCGCGGAUUACAAGGAUACAAGAGGCGCGCCAUUCCGAAGGAUUUGCGUUCAAUGAAUUGUUGUACCCUUCGCAGCCAAGCACCUCGAUUAGACAGGAUACACAACCCAUGGAACGAGCUGAAAAUGAAAAACAACUAAGGCCAACACGGAGAAGAAGAUGCGUGCAGCCCAUGCAAGUAGACCCCCGAAGGAAGACAUAUACCAAUACCGGCUCAACUAUUUCAACAAGGGGGAGGUGUUAGGUCUCGAACGGCCUGCUCUAAGGAAAAUCGCGUUGUCUGAAAAUCAAGUCGAGUUGGCGCCACUGAUUCAGGCCAAAUCUUGUAACUUGGAUGGAAAAACAGAAUUUCACACAGACCAAAGUCAAAUGCGCACCGAAACGAAACAAAUUGACUUGUUCGGAAAGGUAAGUGCGCGAUUUCCCACAAGGAACCGUGUGCCUUGCAUUAGAACAGUCUUAGUUACAAGCAGACUAGUGUUUUUCCAUGUUGCAGAACAUUGUUACUAUCGCUUGUUUCACGCCACUCACACGUCCCUUGUUUCUUUGAGACAUAUAAAAUCAAACGAGCACACUUCCGUGAUUUGAACUGUAUCAGGGUGUUUUCAUCCCAACGCGGCCUGUUCUGUGUUUCGCCAAUAUACUACUCGUCCAGUG